UGAUACGAACGCAUGCAAUUAAAAAUUUGAAGGAGUUGGAAAAAUUGAGCCGGCUUUUAACCCCUCGCUUGCAACCUAAUGUAUUUUUAAUUUUACAAGGUGAAUUGGGAGUUGGAAAAACUACCUUGACCCAAUUAAUAGCCAAAAAUCUGGGAAUUAAAGAAAAAAUAACUUCUCCCACUUUUAACAUUCUCCAAAGAUAUCAGAUAAAAAAUGAUUAUUAUUUAAAUCAUUUUGAUUUUUUUCGUUUAAGCGUCGAUGAUAAUUUAGACAUUUUUCAAGAAUUGACUGUCGAUAAUUUAAAUAUUAUUGAAUGA
Racocetra persica is the source of this 317-nucleotide messenger RNA. Lineage: Eukaryota; Fungi; Glomeromycota; Glomeromycetes; Diversisporales; Gigasporaceae. The record is from the annotation of a GenBank genome assembly.